UAUGCAUGCUUGAAUUUGUAUUCUGGAACUUACAUCUUCUUCGUUUCUUGUGAAGAAAAUCAUCAUCCUGCCUUGCUAAUCGAAUUUACUGCUUUCAAAAGAAUCAAAAUUUCAACUGGGCCUGGGCUUGAGUCGCUUGUAGAUCAGACUAUCUCGGUCAUUACCAAUGAUGGACGUAACAUAGUGGGAGUUUUAAAAGGCUUUGAUCAGGCUACAAAUAUAAUUCUCGAUGAAUCUCAUGAACGCGUAUACUCCACCAAGGAAGGUGUUCAGCAACUUGUGUUGUGUUUGUACAUAAUAAGAGGCGACAACAUUGUUGUUGGUGAACUGGAUGAAGAGCUUGAUUCCGCGCUCGACUUGUCGAACCUGAGAGCACAUCCUUUGAAGCCCGUUAUCCAUUGAUCGGAUUAAUGAAGUUGUAUUGGUUUUUAAGGACAGCAUGUCGGAUUAAACACCCAAGAAAAACAUGUCAAAUAACUGAAAUAUGAUGAAUGAAAACCAAUGUGUAUU
Hibiscus syriacus is the source of this 510-nucleotide messenger RNA. RefSeq names its product sm-like protein LSM8. The annotation marks the transcript as partial. Gene Ontology annotation, cellular component: U6 snRNP; precatalytic spliceosome; U4/U6 x U5 tri-snRNP complex. The record is from RefSeq and is a predicted model, not a curated record. The transcript has 5 exons. Gene Ontology annotation, molecular function: RNA binding. Lineage: Eukaryota; Viridiplantae; Streptophyta; Magnoliopsida; Malvales; Malvaceae. Gene Ontology annotation, biological process: mRNA splicing, via spliceosome.